Messenger RNA from Triticum urartu, 1074 nucleotides. The record is from RefSeq and is a predicted model, not a curated record. Lineage: Eukaryota; Viridiplantae; Streptophyta; Magnoliopsida; Poales; Poaceae.
AUGCCGUCGGCCUUCACGCCUUGUCCAGCGAAGUCGCGCUUGGCCGCCAUGACAGCGAGACUAUGCCGCCACGGCAAGUUUUUUUUUUCCUUUCCAUACCUGCAGAAUAAAUUUCGUUCGUUGUCACGGUUGAAUAAGCCAUGUUAUGGACUUGUUUUGAUCUUAACCGUGAUUUCAAUAAAGUGCUGUAUGGAAUUAGUAAUGUGAAAAUUCAGAUAUGAUUAUCCUAGAAUUUAUUUUUUAGAUUUGCCAUGUUGGUACUGAAAUCUGUAAUUUUUCAUGUUGAACUCUCAUGUUAAAAUGUCAUGAGGCUGUGAUUAUAUUCAGUUUUGCUUGUGUUGCCAUGUGCAAUUUUUUGUGUUUUCAUGGUGGUUUCGUGUUGUCAUGUUGAAAACACAAUGCAUUCAAGUUUCCGUAGAAAAAUGUAAGAGUUUUGAAGUUGCCAUGUUCAAAUUGCAAACAAAGUUCCAUGAAAAAUUGCAACCAAGCACUGCUUGCACACAGCUGCAGGAGCAAGUCAAUACAUUAGGAUACACGGCAGUAGCAGCACGAUGCCACGAAGUACCAACACUAAGCUUGUUUAUGUACCACUGAGGGGAAAAGGGGGCAUUGAUCCAAUUAACUGAGGACUUUAACUUUUUCUUGAGGUAUCAGAGGACUUUAACAAAGUGAACUGGCAAUAACGAGAAAGUCGGUGGCUGAGUGGAACAUAAGCAAUUGAGGGAUUUCCAGUAGCGUAUGAUUUAAGUGGACACUGUUUGAUGGCAUAUAAACAAGUUUCUUUUUGUUAGUUUCGCUUUGGACAACAAGAUUCAGUUUGUUUUUCCUUUUGAUAAAGAAUAUGUUACUCUGCCCAUUGCUGCCUGAAAAGAAUUGUAAAUCCUGUCUUCCAGUUUAGGCCAUAAUAUUUAGCACAUGUAGUGCUCUUCAAUUCUACGCAAAAUGCUAAUCAUUUCCCGUUCUCUUUAUUCUAGUUUGUGCUUGGUCAUUGUGUUAUCUGUCUUGAUACUCUUUAUUCUUCAUCUUUCUAUGCCUGCUAGUUAUUGUUUAUGUUACCAACAUCAAUAGUAAAAC